Globicephala melas (long-finned pilot whale) is the source of this 3570-nucleotide messenger RNA. Its product is annotated as KIAA2012 ortholog. NCBI's taxonomy places the organism in Eukaryota, Metazoa, Chordata, Mammalia, Artiodactyla, Delphinidae. The record is from RefSeq and is a predicted model, not a curated record.
AUGUUCACCCUCUCUCUCCUGAGCCGGGGACACGGGAAGUUGGUCCAGAACAAACAGAAGUUAGAAGUCUAUUUUGAACCAGAGGAUUACUUGAACUGGAAGUCCCCAGAAGAUUAUAUCCUGGUCAGCAAACCGCAGGAUGAGGGCAAUGCCGACCAGCACAUGUGGAGCCUCUUACUUCCUAAAACAUUCAGCACUAGAAAGGGCGCCCUGAUCCUCUACUCGGAAGGCUUAGCCAUAUCAGCACUGACCCCCAAAGAGAGGAGUAAAGGCCCCUACUGCCCCAAAGGCCACAGGAAGAGGCUGGAUCUUGAACUGCACACACUUCAGGACCUCAAAGAAGCCAUCCUGGCGUACGGAAGGAGACAGAGAGAGCAGGACAGGGCCUGGCAGCCAUACCUCCACUUCCAAAGCCAACCAGAGAGCCAGGGCCUACGGCGGACCCAGUCUGGGUAUUCAGCCAAGAGACACCUCCGUGGCCUCCUGCGGACGUGGCCCCCUGACACCAUGUACAGGCUCCAAUGUGCAGGAUACAUCAAGGAUUCUGUCCUGCUCCAGGAAAGUCAACUUAAUGUACCAAAGAAUCUCAGGCCACAACAGGAUCUUUUAGGUGUACCCCCCAAAUACCAUCUCCUGCCUGUCUUCCCUCCAUUUUGGAUUCAACCAGGAAAAUCUUUGGAACAAGGUCAGCAGGGCCUGGAUGAAGGGGAAGCUGGGGCUGGUGGACACAUGGACCUGGGCUCUGUAGCCAAGAACCAUGGCAGCCAGGGGACUCGCUUGCCACCACUCAGGAAGCAGCCCUGGCAGGAAGAUGAAACACAGGCAGAGGACACGUCAAAAGGGAAUCACCGUUGCAUCCACGCUUCAAAGGAAAGCCACCAUGAAAAAACACAGCAAACCUCCGGGAGGGCCCUUGGGCAUGCCCGCAUCGAUCAUUCUUGGCUCCUGCGUGACAAAUCCCACACGACAUUCUAUGGACGCGCCUUCCCCAACAGGAAGGCAGAUCUCAGCGACAAACAAGGGAAUAUGAAACUCCACCAGGGCAGAAGCAGCCACUUGUUCCAGGAGCCUCCUGCUGAAAGAUGUCUUUUCCCUCCUGUAGCAUCUGCCACGGGCUCAGAAAAAAACACAUCUGGAGAAGCGAGGAGGAAAAAGGCACCAAAGGCUUUGAAAUCACCUCCUAUCUCAGAGGAAUCAUCCAGAGUCCUGGACCCCCUGAGGAGUCAACUUAAAGCCAAUAAGCCCCCAGCAGAGCUCUUCAUCUUCCCCAUGAAGAUUCAUUUCCAUACCCAACACCCCCCAAAAGGAAAGGCACGAAGAAGAGGUGCUCCUGUUUCUGAGUCAGCACCAGAAACAGAAGAAGAGUCCAGGCCUUUAUGGAGGCCUCCCCUGAAGCAGGUGCCCCUGAAAAGACCAAGGGAAUUAACAGUACAUCUCCCAGUAGACACAGGGAGGGACACACUCUUGCCUCAAGAGGAUGAUGCUGCACCCCAGGCUGGCACUCCACCACUGUCCCUGACGGAAGGAAGAAAAGGUCCAGAGAGCCAGAGGGGCCUGGACAGCCCCAGGACAUCAGGCCACAGCAGCCCCAUGGGCCCCCACCAUGUGAGACGGGCCGGCGGGGCACUCCCAGCAGCAGGACAAGAAAAACCCAGAGACCCCACACUGGGACACUUCUUGCUGGGUCCAAAUGGAGAAAACAGCUGCCUGUCCCUCCCAAGGCCUACCCAAACCAAGGAGCUUCUGUCGGGUGAAGCCUGUGAAUCUGUCAAUUCAAAUACCAGCCGUGGAGAGGAGGAGUCUAGUAUUCAACAUCUUCUGAAAGCAAACACUGAAUCCAGAACUGAUCUUCGCAUGAAUCUUAAUGAAACCUCACCUUUGACCCAAAAGCCAGAGAAGCAGGGAGCCCAGCAGUCCUUGGAGGCAGCAGCUCAGAAGACAGGAGAGCCUCAAAGUUGUAUAAAUAAAGGGCCGAUAUGUUCAAACAGAAAAGAAUUUUACACGCGUAAGCUGCACAUCGACAUGACGCCGUUCCUGAAGGAAAGUGGAGAUGAACUGGACUAUCAUGAAGAACCUGGAGGACCCCUCAGAGAAAAUCACCCAGGCCCUCAAGACCCAGAGCGGAGGAGUAUGACCCUUGACCCUCUUAGUGCUUCCCUGGCUGAGCACACCCAGACCCCUGAGGCAGAUACUGUCCAAAAGGCGGGCAGAGAUUAUAAUGUGCACCAUCAACACAGAGGACUCCCAGGACAUGGGCCUGACUCCCCAGAGGGGCUGGAUCCUAUAGAUACAUCUCUUCUUCCAAGAGGAAAAGAAGGGAAGACUGAACCAAGACUGUUCAACCAGCAGACACCAACCAACAUCAGUCAUGAGAUAGAGUUGAUUGACAAAGCCAAGAGAAAGAGAAGAACCAAGACAGAUAAGUCCAAGGCACCCAAGAGGGAGAGAGAAGGAAAGCUCCGUGGGGAAGCAGAGGCUGCUGUUGGAAAGUCAAAGGAAUCAAAGGCUGAAAAGAAAUCAGAGCUAAUUCCCAAAGGAAAAAAACCUGGAGUCAAAAAGAAAUCAGAGCUAAUUCCCAAAGGAAAAAAACCUGGAGUCAAAAGGAGAAAGACACAGAAGGAAAGGAAUCCGGAAAUAGUAGCAGAGCUGAGUGGGCCUGAUGUCAUUAACUCUAAGAAAACUAAAGACACCUCAGAUGGAAGUUUCUUUCCUUCAGGCUCUGUUGUAGAGGACCCUUGGCUUUCUUCCAAAUUUGAUGCCCCUGAGAGCCAAGUUUCUAUAGUUGGAAGGUCAUCGCCCACCCAGACUGCAACUGUCCCUGGAAACAUGGAAUCUGAAGAAGAGGGAAGCCAUAAGGACCCUUCCAAGGCCCUCCUCGCUAAGAGGGAGCCAGAGAAAGCUUCCUGGGCCAGGCUGCGAGCAGAGAGGGCCGAGAUGAGACGGCUGGAGAUGGAGAGGAAGAGAAGGCAGCAGGAGCACCUGGAGCGGGCAGAGAAGAUGAAGGAGGAGCUGGAGCCGCGGAACCGCGCGCAGGAGAUCCGCUUUAGGAAACAGACACUCGAGGAAGAACAGCAGAGGCAGGAGAAGGAGGAGAAAGAGCAGUGGCUCCAGUUGCAAAUGGUCCAAGAGAGAGCUCGGCAGCAACAGGAGUUCUGGAGGAAGCUGCAGGAACUGCAGAGAAAGAAGCAGCGGGAGGAAGCCAAGAAGGCUGAGGCAGAGAAGCAAAGGCAGAAGGAAUUGGAAAUGCAGUUAGCAGAAGAACAAAAGCGCCUGAUGGAAAUGACUGAAGAAGAAUGGCUGGAGUAUCAGCAGUGGAAACAGGAAGCAGAAGAGAAGGCUCGGCUGGAAGCAGAGGACAGACGGCGAAAGGAAGAGGAAGCAGCAAGGCUGGCUCUGGAGGAAGCCAUGAAACAAGUCCAGGAACAAGCCAGGCAAAAAGCUGCUUUGAAGAAACAUCUUCAUUUCCACCAAGAACUCUGUAAGGAAGCCAAUGGCCUACAGUGGACACAGAACAUUUCCAGACCAUGGGUCUAAUCUUACUUCCAGUUCCUACAAAUACCAAGACCUUAA